Messenger RNA from Pelobates fuscus (common spadefoot toad), 3187 nucleotides. Its product is annotated as schlafen family member 13-like. The coding region runs from base 1 to 3093 and encodes 1030 amino acids. The transcript is spliced from 5 exons. The record is from RefSeq and is a predicted model, not a curated record. NCBI's taxonomy places the organism in Eukaryota, Metazoa, Chordata, Amphibia, Anura, Pelobatidae.
AUGGCCCCUGACAGACGCAGCAUCGGAAUCACAGAGGAUAAACCGACACAUAAGAUGGCAGAUGCACUCACUUACCACAGCCAAGUAAAGCACCUAACCGCCCAAAGCAGAAUGGAGUCCCAGGAGAGCCUGACGACAAAGCUGGAUGCUGUUCUGCAGGCCUUCUGGGCGAAGCUGUCAGCGAGAGCGGCAAACCCCAAACGGGACCCCCAGGCACAAGACCAGAAGCAGAAAGCACAAAAUGGGCGCGGAUCGCAAGGCAGCAUCCAGAAAGGCCCAGCACCCGUUUCAAGCGACACCCGCCAGCAGUUCCGGAGGAGAAUAGAGGCAAGGAGGCAAGAGCCGUCCAUACCCGCUCCCAAGUUACGACCGACAGGCGGAGCCGUGGCGAGGCGUCCUGCUCCCAAGCGGAGGAUCAAGUGGCUACAAAUACCAACCCAUAGCAGAAAAGAAACCUGUUUAAAUCCACAAAGUUCUGUAGAGAAGUUCCCUGAAAGAACAGUGCUUGCUGGUUCAGCUACUUUUGGUGAAAAGCAGAGAGAUAAUAUGAAAUAUAAAAAAAAAGAAAAGAAGCUUCAAAAAGAAAAUAUAACCACAGCAGUGUGUGCUCUUUUAAAUUCUGGAGGAGGCUUGGUGCGGGUGCAGAUUGAAAAUGAAGAUUUUGAUCACCGUCUAGAUACUUUAGGAUUAGAUAUUGAAAAAUCUCUGGAUGAACUUAUUUCUAAUACCACGUCAAAGGAUUACUUUGACAUAACUCAAGAUGGAUUGUAUCUAAAUAUUUUUGUUAAGUCCUGGACCACCAAAAAAAAUGUAUCAAGGAUAUGUUCUGUGGAUACAAGUUUGUACUUUCGAUCAUUUACUUCUAAAAAGAAGGCAAGCCCUAUGCAAGUGAUGGAAAUGAUGGAGAAAAAAUCAAAGGGGAAACGAGCACGUUUUGAUCAAGCACUUUUUUUUACAGAACAAAUAAAUGAAUUGCUUGAUAGACAAUAUUUUAAUUUAAAUGAAAAAUUGCAAUUAUCAGAAUCAAGUUAUAUGGAAUUAAAAGAUUUUUCUGGUGCAAGUGAUAAAGUGAGAAUACAGGAAGUAAUUCCUGAUUAUUUUUCCGCAUUUGCAAACUCUGAUGGAGGAUGCUUGAUUAUUGGUGUAGAUAACGAUGCAAAAGUAAAAGGUUGCUGUUCACAACGCAAUGAAUCAGAAACCAAACACUUGGUGGAAGAAAGAAUAGAGAAACUAAAAAUAAGCCAUUUUGAUAAGUGCGGUGACAAACGUGCUCCCUCUUAUAAGCUUACUAUUACAAAUGUCUUUGAUGAUCAAAACAAACAUUCAGGCUUUGUGAUUAUUUUGAAAAUCGAGCCAUUUUGUUGCUUAAUCUUUGCUGAUGACCCUCAGUCAUGGAUAAUGAAUUCUGACUCUUUUGUCUCUCAUAUCGAAGAUCUUGAACAACUAAACCCAUCAGACUGGAUUAAAAUGAUGAGCACCAAGGAUACAGCUCCAUCACUUGAGUCGCAGUUCCAACAAGUGAGUCUUUCUGACAGACCUCCUCUUACAAAACCUGUGUACAUAAAGUCAGGACAUGAAUCCUUGGAGACUGUGCAGAGAAACCUCUUUGGUGAUAUUGUAAAGGAGAUAACUGUCAAACCCGAAAAGCUAUAUACACAGCUUUGUAAUGAAAAUCCAGAGGUGAAGGAUAUAAUCGAGAAAUGGCUCCCAAAAGAAAAGGGUUUGCUCAUUCUUUCAAGAAGCUGGGCUGUGGAUAUUGGUCUGAACAGUGAUCCCAAUGUUGUUUUUGAUGCUUUGUUAAUAGCAACCAACAGACAUCCAAAACUGUAUACAGUAUUCAAAAAAGAGAUUUCCUACGCAGAGCUUACCUAUUCAAGAUUAACAGCAUUAAGAAUAAAGCUAAAACUUGUAAUUGAUGGAGGUUACACUGGAAAAUUAUGUGUUCUACCUAAACCUCUUUCUUUAGAGAAGGAAAAUAAUCAUCCACAAGUUUGUAUGGGAAAACUCUCCUAUCCUCCAGAGUACAAAUUGGAUAAUGUAGAUGCCGUUGAAGAAUUGUUGCGCUCAAUUCUCAUUGUCCUGCUUCGAUUUCAAUCUGUUUUGAGUGACCAUGCAGGAAUGGAGGUUUUUAAACUUCUCACGACUGAUCAGUAUCAACUGCUGUCAGAUACUUUGCUUGACACAAGGCAUUUAUUUGUGCAUGGACUACCAGGUUCUGGGAAAACUGUGGUUGCUGUGAAGAUAAUGGAGAAAAUUAGAAACCUGUUUCAUUGUUCAAAAGAAGAUAUUCUCUAUAUUUGUGAGAACAAUCCUUUAAGGGACUACAUCAGGCAACUAAACAUUUGUACACCUAUGACACGAACAGUGUUUAUGAAGGAGGAACAUUUUCGGGUAAAACACAUCAUAAUUGAUGAAGCUCAGAGUUUUCGAACAGCGGAUGGGGAUUGGUACAGAAAGGCAAAAAACAUUUUUAAGAAUGCUGGUGAAACAAGUAUUUUUUGGAUUUUCAUGGACUAUUUUCAAGCAAACCAUCCUUAUAAAACUGGUCUUCCAGAUCUAGCCAAUCAAAACAAGGCAUACCUCACUAAAAUUAUCCGAAAUGCUAUCAGUAUCUAUAAUUAUAUGUUGGAUCCUAUGGAAAAAAUUGCUUCUAAUAAGAGUUUUUUAAAAAACCUAAAGAGUAAAUGUGAAUGUUCUCACCCAAUUCAAGGUGUCUUGAAUGUCGAACAUAAUCUUGAUGAGAGGCAGAUUAUUGGUUAUGUUGUAAAAACCUGCAGUGAAUAUAUCCAUACUGGUUAUUCACCAGGAGAUAUUGCUAUUUUGUGCGACACAGAAUACAAUGCAAGGGACUUCAAACAAAAGCUGCGACUAGCAAUGAGAAAGUUAAGAUUAACUUUAGUAGAUGCAAACUCAAUUCUGAAAAAUCAGGUGAUUAUAGAUAGUGUGCUCCGUUUUUCUGGCCUUGAACGUCCUAUUGUAAUUGCCAUUAAUCCCGUUCCUGUACAGAGUGAAGUAAUGGAAAACAUUUUGCUUUGUGCUGCAUCAAGAGCAUCCACACAGCUUCAUGUUUUGUUUAAAGAAAACAAGCCUUAGGUAAUGUACCACAAAAGGUAAUUUACAUUUAAAAGGGCACUUAAGCGCCAUAACCACAACAGCUCGUUGUAGUAGUUACAGUACUAUAAGUCUG